Molecule: messenger RNA, 631 nt
Organism: Neltuma alba
Lineage: Eukaryota; Viridiplantae; Streptophyta; Magnoliopsida; Fabales; Fabaceae
Product: calcium-binding protein KRP1-like
Exons: 1
Coding region: 134-487 (117 amino acids)
Molecular function (GO): calcium ion binding
Source: RefSeq, a predicted model, not a curated record
UUCCUUAGAUCCCUUUUUCCCAUACCUUGUUCCCUAUAUAUAUACACGACUCACCACCUUCCUGGCCUUCAACAGACGCACACAAGUUUCUGCAUAUUAUUCGUAUAACACUUUGCAGAGAGCAUCGUCAUCAAUGGCGGGGAAGAUUGGGUUUGAAGACUUGCUGCCUGUUAUGGCUAAUAAACUUGGAGGAGAAGGUCUGAUAAAAGAGCUGUGCAAUGGGUUUGAGUUGCUGAUGGACAAAGACAAAGGGGUGAUCACUUUGGAUAGCUUGAGGAGGAACUCUGCUCUUCUGGGUCUGCAGGACUUGAAGGAAGAUGAACUUGUGAGCAUGAUGAAGGAAGGCGAUCUCGACGGCGAUGGUGCUCUGUCUCAGAUGGAGUUCUGCGUUCUCAUGUUCAGAUUAAGCCCCGAUUUGAUGGCUCACUCUUGGGCUUUGCUCCAACAGGAUCUCCAACAUGAACUCGAUCACCUCGCUUCCAAAUGAUUCUUCAUUCCUUGAUUUUCUUGUUUCCCAGUUUCGUCUACAUUGUUACCAGAGUUCUUUCUGAUCAUUGUGAAUUAUGAUAUGAAAAUAUGAUUUAUACUCCGAUCUUCAGCCUCAAUCAUUAUUCAUAUUUGAGAAAAUUAA